Molecule: messenger RNA, 1437 nt
Organism: Corylus avellana
Lineage: Eukaryota; Viridiplantae; Streptophyta; Magnoliopsida; Fagales; Betulaceae
Source: RefSeq, a predicted model, not a curated record
AUGAUAGCAAUGGGGAUGGUGAUAAAGGUGGUGGCUUCACAUGAUUAUGGGGAUGCAUUGUCGAAGAGCAUAUUGUUCUUUGAAGGCCAGAGAUCAGGGAAGUUGCCCCCUCUCCACAGGAUGACUUGGAGGAAGGAUUCUGCUCUUCGUGAUGGUUUUGGGAUUGGUGUUGAUUUGGUCGGUGGUUACUACGAUGCCGGCGACAACGUUAAGUUCAACUUCCCAAUGGCAUUCUCAACAACCAUGCUUGCCUGGAGCGUUUUAGAGUUUGGAAAAUUCAUGGGUUCGGACCUUUCUCAUGCUCUGGACGCCAUUCGAUGGGCCACCGACUACUUUCUCAAGGCCACAAGCAUCCCUGGCCUUGUCUUUGCUCAGGUCGGUGAACCAUACGGCGACCACCAAUGUUGGGAGAGGCCUGAAGACAUGGACACCCCCAGAACCCCCUAUGCACUCAGCAAACAGUUCCCAGGCUCAGAGGUUUCGGCUGAGAUUGCUGCGGCUCUUGCAGCCUCUUCCAUGGCGUUUAGGCCCAUUGAUCUUGAAUACUCAGCAAGGCUUCUUAAAAGGGCAAGAAUGGUCUUCGACUUUGCCGAUACGUAUCGGGGAUCUUAUAAUGACAGUCUUGGCCCGUGGGUGUGCCCAUUCUAUUGUGAUUACAGUGGCUACCAGGAUGAAUUGAUUUGGGGAGGUGCAUGGUUAUUUAAGGCAACAAAGGAGGCUAAAUAUGGGAAUUAUGUAGUAGAGAAUAUGCACAUGAUACUGGGGAACUCUGUUGGCUAUGCCGAAUUCGGCUGGGACACAAAGCACGCCGGUAUUAACAUACUUGUUUCCAAGUUGGUGAUGAAUGGAAACCCCAACUCUGAGCCCUUUAUUUCUAAUGCGGACAAGUUUGUGUGUAGUGUAUUACCUGAAUCACCAACCAUUUCAGUCUCAUAUUCUCCAGGUGGGGUUUUAUUUAAAUCGGGAGGAAGUAACUUCCAACAUGCAACAGCGUUGUCAUUUCUUCUUAUUGUCUAUGCUCGCUAUUUGAGUCAAGGAAAAAGAGUGAUUCAUUGUGGUGAAGUUGUCGCCACCCCAUUUAGGCUCAUCCAAGCCGCAAGAAGCCAGGUGGAUUAUAUUCUUGGAAGCAACCCACUGAACAUGUCAUACAUGGUGGGAUAUGGCAAGAAGUUUCCCCAGAGGAUACACCAUCGUGGGUCGUCAUUGCCUUCCAUUGAUGAACAUCCAGGGAGAAUUGAUUGCGAAGGUGGAAGCACAUACUUUAGCAGCAACAAUCCCAAUCCAAACUUGCUUCUAGGGGCUGUUGUUGGAGGACCUGACAUCAGGGACUCCUUCUCUGAUUCUCGUGCUGAUUUUGUACAAUCGGAGCCAACUACCUACAUAAAUGCUCCUAUUGUGGGACUCUUGGCUUACUUCAAAUUACAUUCAAACUCGUAG